UUAAACGAUUACUUUUUUUAGUACAUUAUUUAAUCUUUUUAUUCUAUGUUGCAAAUAGAAUUGUAAAAUAGCUGGUUACUAUUUACACACAUGCAUCUUUAGACAAGGCGAACGAUACUAGUUAGUAAUGUAACUAACCGUCCAUUUAUCAAUAAUAUUGUACAUAAACAAUCUCUUAUGAACGUCAAUUUAUCUUUUAUGAAUUUAACAUUAUAUCUAGAACAGAAGUUUAAUAAACAUGAGAUUUGUUCGUACCAUAUAAUUAACGGCACUUUCUAUCGCGUUUUUAAUUGGUCAAAUUUGAAAGUAAGUUUUACGAAUGGCCGCCAAAUACCGGUAUUCCUUGAAACGAUACUUUUUAUUCUCAAUCUCGCGAAUGCAUUUCUACACGUCAAAAUAACGCACGUGGACCACCACCAGAAUGCACCGAUAAGAACAGUUUAUGUUGUAUAUGCGUUGCAUAUACAUAUUUUUUACUUUUUCGAAUAUUUUUUGUUGAAAAAGGCAACACAUUUCGAUCACGACGAUCGUAGUUGACGAAAGAGAUCUGCUCUAUUAGUUUUAAUGACAUCUCCGUUUGUCAAAGGAAAUUUCAGAAUUGUUUGCGAGACAUUGACUAAAUAUAUAUACAAUGGAGAAAUACCAGCUUAUGAGGACAUUUAUAUCAGCGGUAUUAGAAUAUUCUAAACAUCCAAGUGAAACGACCGGUUCGAUAUUACAACGAAAUCUGGGAGUAAUAAGCGUGUCCUUGGAUCUGAGCAUAUUUGACCCUGGAACAAGUGUGGCAGCAGAAUUCUAUGUUAGUCUACACGAGCUUAUGAAUUCUUUGGCAUCUAGAACCACCUUGAUUUGGAGUGCUGUAGAUGUUUUACAAAAUGCUUGUCGUAAUGCUGCUGCAAGACAAGCUCUUAUUCAUACUUACAAAUUUGCACCCAUAUUGGCCAGGUUGUUGGAGGCUAAUUUAACGAGCGAGAAAAGAGUAAGGGUAUUAAAAUUACUUCAAGAACUGACAUAUGGCAUUAGAAUUUCUUGGCAAGAAGCUCAUUUACCUUACUUAAUAUCUAUAUUAACACAGUGGGUAACACAGUCUAAAGAAGAAGAUAUUAUUGCACUUUCGCUAGGUGUAUUAGUAAAUCUUUGUUACAAAAAUCUUCCGGCAGUUUAUACCUUGAUGAGGACAAUCAAUACAAAAACAUUUGUACGGACGUUGUUAAAACUGCAACGUUGCAAUGUUAAUACCAGUGUGCAAUGCUGUAAACUUAUGAUUAUAUUAGAGCACUCGAAUACAAAUAUUUCGGAUAAAAACAUUCUGGAUUUUGCUGCUGUUACAUUCACCAAUCUCGUUACCGCAAUGAAACAAAAGGAUGUUCUGCUACUGAGACACGUCAUAGACUUUUUUAACGAUGUUGCGCAAAACGAACACUCCCAUAGCGUGUUACUUACGUACACAAACUAUGGCAGAGAUGUAGAAAAUAUAUUAGUUACAUUGGAAGACAACGCGGACCCAGAAUGUGUUGCUAUUAUAAUGGAAUUUUUGUCGUCUCUGGUGAAAUUAAAAUUGUCUACUUUGAUACCCUUGUAUCCUUUAUGCGUAAAAACGGCUAUGACAUGGGUUCCCGUAGAACAGGUGUGUUCUAAAGCAUUGAGCUUGAUAAGGGUUACCGUAAUUGACGCGCGACGCACGAAAACCUCUACCGAAGUUUUGGCAGAAUUGGAUGCUUCCGUUUUGAUGCUUAUUAUAAAUUCAGAAAAUGAUGAGAUUCAAGAGAUACAAGAAUUAAGUUUAGAAACAGAAACGAGAUUAGCGGAAUUAAUGCAAUUAUUCCAGGAAAUGGUUAAAACUACGACGCUUAGAGCAAAAGUCAUGCAGUCCUUAAAUGAGAAUACGAUACGUAAAUUAUUGAGUCCAAUGUUGAAUUCCGAAACUUGUUCUACUAAUGAUUUUCCAGGAAAUUUUAUUCAAAACCCUACCACAAAUCUAUGCAUUCACAUAUUAGCUUUGAUAGCUGAUUUGGCAGCCAAUCAUUCGAAUUGGUUAACAUUGUAUUCCGAGUUACUAGGGAAAAAACAGAUUCAAAUGACAAUGGCACAUGCGCUAUUUACUGGCGAUGCAGACAUUAAACAGAAAGUUCUGCAAUUAACACCAACUGUCGGAUUUCCUCAAGAAUGUGUUCUCGCGGUGGCGCAAUGUAUGAAGCAAUUGGAGCCUCUGAUAUUAGUACAAAGUACUCCUGGUAUGGUAAAUGUUGGAAGCAAAAUGUCCUUAACAUCGAAUAGCGAUAUGGCUCCACUUUUUUCUUUCGCGCAAGAAGAGCGACUCGAUACGUUUCUAGCAAAACUAGAAACAGCCUAUGAGUCUAAUCAACUGGGAGACAUUACAACGUCAGCGGUAAUGGAAUUGUACGAGUACAAGCUAGCAGCGAUGAGACACGCGGAACGGGCAAUGCAAUCCAGUUUGGAGGCAGCAAAUAAUCAUGGGACUAGUUUACAACAUAGACUUGCGCAAGUAGUAGCCGAAUCGAGUCGUUUACAUCAAAUGCUAUUUGAUACACAGCAAUGUUUGGAAGGAGUAAAGUCUACGUUAGCGGUAAAAGUUGCCAAAGUAGAGGAGCAAAGUAGAGAAGCAGUUGCUUUUAAGAAUAAGGAAAUCGAAGCAUUGAAAAAAAUAGUAACAGAAAAGUCUGCCAACAUCGAUCAUUUAAAUGUAUUACUAACACAGUGUAAACACAAACUGGAAAGCAGUACUAAUAAGGUCGAAGCGUUAACUAAAAAAAUAAAAGAGUUAGAAACUGAAUGCGUAAAUGCGGAUGCCAGAACUACGGAAAUGGUUAAUAAGAAUCACGAGUUAAACAAACUUCUUCACAAAAUGCAAGAUCAAAUUAAUAAAAGAGAUCAGGUAAUAGAAUUGAAAGACACGGAAAUUCAAUCGAAUCAAAAAGAUAUUUCCGCGCUUCAACAAGAAACUCAACAAUUAUCGCAAUUAGUGCAUAAAUAUGAGCAGAAUAUCGCAGAGAAAGAGGCCAGUAUCGAGAAAAUGAGACUAGAAUUGAUGGAUUUAAGCCGCAUGCGAGACAUGAUUUUCGCGCUUACUGCUAAGAAGAAGGAUGAUUUAAGCACGAGUUAACGUUGCAUUUUUAAAUUAUCAAACCAAUUUGAUAGCAAUAUUGCAAAAAAAAUGCCUCCUUCAGACCACAUUUCUUACACUUUUUUAUACAACUCACUGAAAAAUAAAUUAUAUUAUUCUUGUACGUACAUACAUUAACCCUAGUA
This is a messenger RNA of Hylaeus anthracinus, 3270 nucleotides long. RefSeq lists its product as uncharacterized. The coding region runs from base 632 to 3124 and encodes 830 amino acids. The transcript is spliced from 10 exons. NCBI's taxonomy places the organism in Eukaryota, Metazoa, Arthropoda, Insecta, Hymenoptera, Colletidae. The record is from RefSeq and is a predicted model, not a curated record.